Paraphaeosphaeria sporulosa is the source of this 2063-nucleotide messenger RNA. RefSeq lists its product as uncharacterized. Gene Ontology annotation, cellular component: membrane. Gene Ontology annotation, biological process: magnesium ion transport. Gene Ontology annotation, molecular function: magnesium ion transmembrane transporter activity. NCBI's taxonomy places the organism in Eukaryota, Fungi, Ascomycota, Dothideomycetes, Pleosporales, Didymosphaeriaceae. The record is from RefSeq and is a predicted model, not a curated record. The transcript is spliced from 4 exons. The coding region runs from base 324 to 2063 and encodes 579 amino acids.
CUCAGGACCUGCCACGCUCACCGACUCGCGGAACCCGCCGUCGGCAACGCUGCAUCGCGACUGCCUCCUCUGCGCACCGUCUGCACCGCGCCCGCCCUCGAUCCAGCCGACAUCGUCACGCCGCGCAUCCCUGCCGCCCGCGCAUCGGCCGCCCAAUCCUCGGUCUCGUGGCCUGCCGCCGAUUAUCACGGUGACGCACCCGGACGCACCGCUGCGCUGGACGCAUACCGAGCACCCACGAACCCGUCUACGCCUCCACGCACAGCAUGUCUCUACGCUCGAGGUAGCAGCCACGCAGCGCCUUCCCAGCCCCCGCGAACGACAUGGUGGAGCUCUCCGCGGGCGCCAGCAUUGCUGUCGGAGUAAUCGUUGGCCUCGCAUCCACCUGCAUUCAGAGCAUCGGCCUGACCCUGCAGCGCAAGUCGCAUCUGCUCGAGGAAGAGAAGGACGACGACUAUGAGCGGCGACCGCCUUACCGGCGUCGGAGGUGGCAGCUGGGAAUGCUGAUGUUCGUAGUGGCCAACAUCGUGGGCAGCACCAUCCAGAUUACCACUCUACCACUGCCCGUACUAUCCACAUUGCAAGCCUCCGGCCUCGUCUUCAACUCGAUAUGCGCGUCGGUCGUCUUGAGCGAGCCCUUCACACAGCACUCUCUGGCCGGGACCCUACUCGUAGCAGGAGGAGCCCUCCUCAUCGGUAUAUUCGGAGCCAUAAGCGAACCUUCCCAUAAUCUCGACCAGCUGCUACAGCUGCUAGGACGCACGCAGUUCCUACUGUGGAUGGUUGUCACCCUGGUCAUUGUGCUGGCCUUGAUCAUCGCGAACUGGCUCUUGAAGCGCCUCUACCCCCGACCAACACCGCGCGUCAAGCUAGUCCGUGGCAUAUUCUUCGGCUGUGUCAGUGGCAUACUUUCUGCCCACUCCCUCUUGAUCGCCAAGAGCGCGGUCGAGCUCCUGGUCCGCACCAUCGUCGACCGCCACAACCAGUUCAAUCGAUGGGAAUCCUGGAUGAUCCUCAUUGGCCUCGUCGCUUUUGCCUUAACCCAGCUAUACUACAUGCACCGCGGACUGAAGCUUUGCAGCACAAGCGUUUUAUAUCCCCUCAUCUUCUGCGUCUACAACGUCAUCGCCAUUAUAGACGGUUUGAUCUACUUCCACCAAUCCGCCAGAUUGACCAGCCUACACGCCGGCCUACUGGCCCUUGGAACAGCCAUCCUCCUAGCCGGAGUAGUCUGUUUGAGUUGGCGUCUGGAAGAGAGCGACGAGGAGCCUUCUUCCCCAGUCGUAGGACGCCACAAAGGCCAUGUACCCAUGCCCCAAACCGCUCUUACACCCGGCAUCGGUCUUGUUCACGGCAUCCUCGAAGACGAGCCCGCGUCCCCAGACCUAGAAGAGCAGCAACCCGGCCUCCACGGCGCCAUCGUCGACCAGCGCAAGCGCCAAAGCAUCGACGAGCGCACACCUCUCCUCGCCCGCGCACCCACCGGCCCCGCAGUCACAGUCACCCAUCGCCCAGACAAGCGGCCAUCCAUACACUCAAAGCAAUCACACAGCCCUAGCGCAAGCCCAUCCUCCCGCAGACCUCCGCGCAGACGGAGAAUGACCAUCUCAGAAGAGACGAAUGAGAUCUGGAACGAGCUCAACGACAGAGACACGCUGCCCUCCCCCCUCAGGCGCUCGGCAGAUCUGGGGCGCAGACCGCGCUCAGGCACGCUCCCUGCGCGCCGCAAAAACAACCCAGCGACCUGGCUGAACCAGAUGCGACGGCGCUCGUGGUUCGACGGCGCGGGGCUGGGUAUGUCCCGAGAUCGCAGCGUCUCGCGGGGGAAGAGACCUGCGCAUAGCGAGGCGGCGCUGCUGGACUAUCCGGACCUGGAGGACGAAACCUAUUCUGAUACCGACGCGCCGCCGAGUCCUGAUGUGAGGAGGCGCGGGACGUGGGGGUUCGGGGAGAGAAGGGAUCAGGAGGGGCUGGGGGAUUGGCUUAAGCUGAAGUGGUGGCGGAAGAAGUGGAGGGAUGGGGAGGAGGAGGCGGGGGCGGGGGCGGGGCAAGGGGGAGUAUAA